GGUGGCUCCAGCUGCGUUCUGUGCUGUGGCAGAUGGCGCUCCUCAAGGAUAUGCUGCGCAUUGCAGUCUGAUGGCCUGGCAACAUGCAGAGGAGCAAAGUCAAGGGGGAAGCGGAGGGGCCCGCUCGCUUUCGCGGCGCUGGCGUUAUGAUCAACCGGGUCUUCGAGGCUCGCGUCAAGCAGCUACACGUCACUGGGCAGCGCCACACCAGCCCACGGGCGCACUCUCCCAGGCUUCGCCCACAGCGGCCCGAGGUGGGAGAUGCCAUCUCAAGACCAGACACUGCUGUUGAGAUGGCAGACCAAGAAGUUCACAUGAUCCAGCCGUGGUUCAACCUCCUCGCUCCAUGCCGCGAUAGUCUGAUGGGCUUUUCGAUGGACGAGGUGAAAUGGAGCCAGUCGCCGGGACCGAGCCGUGAGUUCUCCGUUCGGAGCCGGACGGGUGCUCGGAGCAGCCUGACUCGAACGCCCAUGGACAGCCGUGCAGCGAGCGCGGAGAGCUCAAGGCCGCCUAGUUGUCAGGUGCCCUUGCUGCCUCGGCCAAAGCUGGAUGAAGGCACCGAGACGGCUGCGGCGGUUUGGCCGCCGGGCUCGGCCCGCUGGCGGCGGCUCCAAGUUGUUCGCCGCGAUGCGCACGAAAACCAAACCGAGCGCCAGGCGAGCCCGGCGCCACGGAUUUCCAAGCCUGCGCCGUCCGCGCCGUCCGCGCGGAAGCCACGCACACCAGGGCCAAGGAGUAGGCGGUGGUGGGAACUCUGAAGGCGCUCGAGCCGUAGCAGAAAAGCAAAGACGUGUCCGCAGAGAUUCUCGCCUUGAGACUCUUUGAGACGCAUGCCAGGCGACUUUGAUCCAAGCUUGCAGGAGUCCUGAAAACUGGAUUCCCCAUGCAAGAUUCGCUUGGGCUCUCACCAUUGU
Messenger RNA from Effrenium voratum, 914 nucleotides. NCBI's taxonomy places the organism in Eukaryota, Dinophyceae, Suessiales, Symbiodiniaceae. The record is from the annotation of a GenBank genome assembly.